CCUUGAAGAUUCUCUCAGGCAAGCAGAACAAAAGAAAAAAGAAGCUGAAAAAUUAAUUCAAAAAACUUACCAAAAACAAUGCAGAGUACUCUUAAACGAUAUUAACUCAAUCAAGUCGGAAAUAAUUUCAGAUUCUGAUGACUCGAUUUGUACUUUUACAGAUGAUAUUUUAAAACAAAGUUGCAGUAAAGUAGUUGAUGUAUCAACACGUAAUAUCCAUUACCAAGAUCUACAUCCAAAGAUUGAUAAAAUUAUCAAAUCUCAGUUUUUGAUUGAAAGUGAAAUGCUUAAACAAACAAACAUACUGGAAGAGUUCAUGGUGAAAACGGAAAUCUCUCUUCAAUUAAUGAUGCAAAAAAUUAAUCAAAAUGACGUGCUGGGAGAGGAAUUGUUUGGUUUUAAUCAUAAUUUUCCCUUGACUACAAAAGAUCAAUUGGAUGAAUUGGAAAGAAAAAUUCGUAACGAUCUUCAAUUUAGACAAACAUUGGUCCGUAAAUUGUGCACAAUGGGAGGCAUCGACGGACCAAAAACAAUUCGAAUUAUUGCCAAGUUUUUGUUGGCCGACAUACUUUUAACGGAAUUUUCUUGGAUAGGAACAGAUACGAAGAAAAGUUUCAGACAAUAUAGGAACAUUUUUACGUCCGUUUUAGAUGCGGUGAGAGCGCGUUAUCCUUCUUACAGCGAUGAAGAUGGAACUACUUUUUUUAAAACCUUCAUAAAGCAGGCUCGCUUCAGAUGUUUAAAAAGAGGAGAAGUUGAUGCGAAAACACAAGAGAACUCAAAAAAAUAAUAGUUUUGUAUAUUACAUUAUUUUCAUUUAAUUUUAUUUUUAUUUAUAUUUUUUAUUUCAAUUAAAACAAUAAAACAACAACAUAUUUAA
Molecule: messenger RNA, 880 nt
Organism: Episyrphus balteatus (marmalade hoverfly)
Lineage: Eukaryota; Metazoa; Arthropoda; Insecta; Diptera; Syrphidae
Exons: 4
Coding region: 284-790 (168 amino acids)
Source: RefSeq, a predicted model, not a curated record